Messenger RNA from Tachyglossus aculeatus (Australian echidna), 1568 nucleotides. Its product is annotated as cytochrome b-c1 complex subunit 2, mitochondrial. NCBI's taxonomy places the organism in Eukaryota, Metazoa, Chordata, Mammalia, Monotremata, Tachyglossidae. Gene Ontology annotation, molecular function: metal ion binding. The record is from RefSeq and is a predicted model, not a curated record. The coding region runs from base 27 to 1388 and encodes 453 amino acids. Gene Ontology annotation, cellular component: mitochondrion. The transcript is spliced from 14 exons.
CGAGCGAGCGGGCCGGGGUCGGAGCCAUGAAGCUGCCGACGGGAGCCGGGAGGCUGCUGAGGUUUUACUCCCUCAAAGCAGCUCCCAAAGUUAAGGCCCCUGCCGCACCAGCCGGAGUACAACUGCACCCUCAGGAGCUGGAGUUCACAAAAUUACCGAAUGGUCUGGUAAUCGCCUCCUUGGAAAACUAUGCUCCAGCCUCGAGAAUUGGGGUGUUCAUUAAAGCUGGGAGCCGAUAUGAAGAUUCCAGCAAUUUGGGGACUUCCCACCUGCUCCGUCUGGCAUCCAACUUGACGACUAAGGGAGCGUCUUCUUUCAAGAUAACUCGGGGCAUUGAGGCAGUUGGAGGAAAAUUAAGUGUGACUACCACAAGGGAAAACAUGGCUUACACUGUAGAAUGCCUCCGUGAUGAUGUGGAUACUGUAAUGGAGUACCUCCUUAACGUCACCACAGCACCAGAGUUCAGACGUUGGGAAGUAGCUGAUCUUCAACAACAGCUUAAGAUUGAUAAAGCAGUGGCUUUUCAGAACCCGCAAACCGGUGUAAUUGAAAAUUUGCAUGCUGCAGCAUAUCGGAAUGCUCUUGCUAAUUCCUUAUUUUGCCCUGAUUAUAGAAUUGGAAAAGUUACAUCAGACCAGCUUCAUCACUUCGUUCAGAACAAUUUUACAAGUACAAGAAUGGCUCUGGUUGGACUUGGUGUAAAUCAUGCUGUCCUAAAGCAAGUUGCAGCACAGUUCCUCAAUUUCAGGGGUGGGCCUGGCACUUCUGGUGUUAAAACCCAGUACCGUGGAGCUGAAAUUAGAAACCAGAAUGGCGAUAGUCUUGUCCAUGCCGCCGUUGUAGCAGAAGGCGCUGCUACUGGAAGUGCGGAGGCCAACGCUUUCAGCGUCCUUCAGCAUGUCCUUGGUGCAGGACCUCAUGUAAAGAGGGGGAGCAGUACCACCAGCAAGCUGCAUCAGGCCAUAGCCAGGGGAGCUAAUCAGCCCUUUGAUGCUUUAGCGUUUAAUGUUAACUACUCAGAUUCUGGACUCUUCGGGAUUUACACGGUCUCUCAGGCUGCAACUGCCGGGGAAGUUAUCAAGGCUGCCUACAACCAAGUAAAGGCAAUUUCUCAAGGCAACCUCUCAGAAGGAGAUGUCACAAUAGCCAAAAACAAGCUAAAAGCUGGAUACCUGAUGUUGGUGGAAACUUCAGAGGGCCUACUGGACGAAAUUGGUUCCCAGGCUCUGGCGUCUGGUUCAUAUGAAGCACCGACAGCUGUACUUCAACAGAUUGAUGCUGUGGCGACUGCCGACGUUGUAAAUGCUGCAAAGAAGUUUGUUUCUGGCAAGAAAUCAAUGGCAGCAAGUGGUAAUUUGGGAAAAACCCCAUUUAUUGACGAGUUGUAAUAUUGACAUCCACACUGUGGAGGGAAGCCAAAAGCUUGGUUCUCAACCUAAACAGACCAUUGUUGCAAAGUCGUCGGUCACAAAAAUUGUUAGUCUUUUUUUUAUUUAUGAAUUAAAAGGUGUCAGAACAUAAAACAGGCAAUCACUUUGCUCUGAAGUCAAUAAAAGGUUUCAUUUGAA